Tarenaya hassleriana is the source of this 1044-nucleotide messenger RNA. RefSeq names its product monothiol glutaredoxin-S15, mitochondrial. The coding region runs from base 295 to 792 and encodes 165 amino acids. The transcript has 6 exons. The record is from RefSeq and is a predicted model, not a curated record. NCBI's taxonomy places the organism in Eukaryota, Viridiplantae, Streptophyta, Magnoliopsida, Brassicales, Cleomaceae.
UGGUUCAACCGGCAGAUUUUCCCGGUUCUGAAAACAACGAGGGGAGAGUGAAAAGCCCUAACAUGUCCGAUCGUUCCUUUGCUCCGACUUCGUCUUCCUUUCGCAACCAAAAACCCAAGAAGAGCCAUCCCACGCGUUACCCAUUGCGCAAAUCCUUCCUUUUUCUGCUUUGUUUUCCCGGAAAUUCUCUAAAGUCUCGACCUUGAGGAAUCUCUCUGAGUUUCUUUGCCUGUUCUUCGUUGAUAGAUCGGAAUUUCGAGUCGGGUUUUGCGUCACGGGCUUUGUGGUUCAGCGAUGGCUGCUUCUUUGUCGAGCAGACUUCUCAAGGGACUCGGUGGCCUCCAAGCUGCUCGUUCGGGCAGAUUCGCAUCUGCAUUGUUCUAUGAAAAUGGGAUGAGAUGCUUUUCCUCUUCGCCCAAUGAUCCAGACACACAUGAUGAUUUUAAGCCCACGAAUAAAGUCACAGGUUCUGCCGAGUCUCUGAAGGAUAUAGUCGAGCAGGACGUGAAGGAAAAUCCAGUAAUGAUCUACAUGAAAGGAGUCCCUGAAUUUCCUCAAUGCGGGUUUAGCUCGUUAGCCGUAAGAGUUUUGCAACAAUACAAUGUUCCUAUUAGUGCCAGGAACAUACUGGAAGAUCCAGAGCUGAAAAAUGCCGUGAAAGCCUUCAGCCAUUGGCCAACAUUUCCACAAAUCUUCAUCAAGAGCGAGUUCAUCGGUGGCUCAGAUAUCAUUCUGAACAUGCAUAAGAACGGCGAACUGGAGGAGAAGCUUAAAGACAUCUCUGGAAACUAGAAGUCUCUGUACUUUCAAGAUCCACCGAGUUCAGUUUAUACUCAAGUGGAUGAAGUUGCUUUGAUGCAAAUUGUGUUUCUUUUUCACCUUAUGUACGUGAUUCAAUCACCUGCAAUAAUGUUUCAGACACUUGGAUUUUUGUAUGAAGAAAGGCUUGAGGCUAAAAUAGAAAUAGCAUAGGUACCCUUUAUUCAUGAGCAAGAAUACAAGAGGUAGAACAAAAGAACAAAAAGGUAAAAAAAAAAAAAAAAA